GCCGCUGCUGGUCCGCCCGUCAGUAACGUGACGGGCUCGGGACAAUCUGGACGCGUAGCAGUUAACUGCCGGGAACUGUGUUGGAAGGUCGAUUCGAACGCGCGCGCGAUUUCUGUGUCUUGUUCUUCGUUCGUUCGGUCCGGACGUCGUUCGUUCGUUGAUCGAUUUCAUUGAACAUACACAUGUUGGGGAUUGGUGGUGGAUGGGGAUCCGGGAACUUUUUGUGAAGCGGGGUUGUGUUGUUGAUCGGACAUCCCGUUCAACGGUGUUUUGGAGCCAAAGAGAAGAAGAAAAGUGAUUAUUUGUCGGAUGAUUACUGCUUUGUGCGGAGUUGAGAGAAGGCGUUAGCCAAGAUCUGCCCUCGGUUCCGGAUUUCGAAGGGGGUUCGGUUGUGGUUUGGGUGGGGUCCGGACGAGUAAGGCCAUUCGGUAUCGUUACUUAAUUAUUCAAACAUAUCCGAGGGAAAUGGGGAUGUACGGUUAUUGGUUACGGGGCUGCCACCGAGCUUGUACAACGAUGUUCAACGACGCGACUGGAAGCAACUUCAGUGUCUUGGCUUGUCGUUACGGGGAUGGGCCGGAUGAAGGACGGCGGUACGUACGCGUACAAGAAGCAGUGUAAUCGAUGAUGGUAGGAAAAGUUCUCGCUGGCACUGAGUGAUAAAAGCAAGCGAAACGGGGAAAAGAGUUGUGUUUGUGUAUGAAGAAGACGCGCCUUUUAUGGGGAAAGGCUUCGUUUGCAGAAAUGCCUAUCGAGAAAUAGUGCUAUUCGGAGUGCGGAAUCCGCCCACCCUCGCUGGCCGUGCGAAAUCGAGCCAAGUCGGUCCGGUAGCUUCAACGACAAGUAAGAAAACGUAGAAAGUUGUGCGAAAAGGGAAAAUCGAUGCUAGGAUACUGCGAAUGUGUGUGCUUCGCUCGAGUUGUAGAGCUGCCGUAUUCUUGCCAAAAAGUUCGAAACUCGGUGUAACUCGGUCCAAAGGCGUAUCGAUGGUCCACAGCAGCGGCUCUCAGGCGUGAUGUUGAAUGGGCAGAAAUAAAUUUUAUUAUUGUUUUCCCUUCUUUCCACCUCGUUGACGCCACCCGAAGUGGUCCAUUUGUAGUAGCUACGUACCUGCACAGCUCGCAAGAAAAGUAAACUUGUCGUCCACGGAGAUUGGAUCCCAGCAGGGAAUCGCGUGUGUUUGAGGCUGGUGUCAACAACAGAGACCCAAAUUAACAGAUAUCAUCCAACGUCGUCGUCGUCGUCGAGAAGAAGAAAGAUUUUCCGUGACCCCCGCCCUUCACGGAAAGCCACCACCCACUGGGAAAUCAACCAUCAGUUCGCCGCGUUUGAUGGUGGCACUUUUCUCCGGAUUUAUUUUCGCAACAAAAGUGAACCAUUCAGCCGGCCUAACAUCAAAAAGAUUCAACCGAAUCGAAACGAGGCCAACCAUCAGCCUGGGUGAAUGAAACAGCAGGUAGUAGCAAGCAAAAACCCGAGUGCACUCCGACUCCAGAUCCAUUAUUCAAACGGAAUACCUAGCAGGAAGGGUUUUCUUUCCCUUCUGGUGAAGUGUCAUCGUCAUCGCCACCCGCCGUUGUUGUCCUACUUGGCGGUAGUGAGCGAGCUCAAGAAGAACAGUGAAAUUGUAGAAUCAUCCCCUGUUUAGUUGAGAGAAAAAAAACAGGUGAAAAGUGAGCGGAAGAAAAACGAAGAAUAGAAGAAAGAGCGGAGUGAAGAUUAAAUUAGGUCUUUUCAGCAGCCAUGAAGAUUGAGUGGAAUUGUGCACUGCAGACACCGCCGUUUACGUGACUCGAUGGAAAAAAGGGCGCCUAGCUUGCGGAAAGGAAAACAACAAAACCGUGGGAACUGCUUUUUUUUUCCUCGCUGAAAGAUCCCCAAACCAAUCUGCUCAAUGUCCGGAAGCGGUCGUAACUAAACCCAAACACACCAUCGCACUAAAUUGCUCAUAAUCAACUCGAACCGGCUGCUAUUUCUGUGAACUGUUCAACAUCCCAAAUCAACCCAAGGCAACCCCUCGAAUGAAACACUCCGCAUAAACUUCCACGAACCACACAACUUAACCGGUCGUACCCCAAGCACCGAAACAACAACAACAGCCACCAUCACCGGAAAAACAAUCGCCACCCCAACUUCCGAGUAGUUACUCAACCCCGCUCUGUCAUCACCAGCAGCAGUGCGUGCGUGCGCCAGUAGGAUAGAACCGGAACGCAGAGCGGCCAGCCGAAAGCUUCAUGUGGCAUAAGCGACGCCUUCGACGCCUACGACGACGACGGUUCGAUGUUGCUCGCCAUGAUGAUGUAUCAGUGCUGCUGCUGCUGUUGCAUGAUAGUUGUUGCGCUAAUGAUAAUGCACUGUCGGGACGCUGCCGCCGCCGCCGCACAUCAAUCAGAUCCGGAAGCCCGUACCGGUCUGCUGCAAUUCACGGAAGUGAUGGACGUCGAUGGCGAGCGGCAGCUGCUGCGUGACGCGAUGAUGAUGACGAUGGCGGACAACAGUGGGGGACUUCCGAGUGCGGAUGAUCCCAAUGUGGGGGAGGUGACGGGUGGGGCCAGUGAAAGUGAACAGGAGGGAGUGGAAGUGAUACGGAAAUCAGGGAUUGAAGGUGGAAGCAGUAGAAAUGCUCUUGGGGUGGAUGAGCUCGAAGGAACGGGGAAAGGAUACCAGACGAAGCAACGUGGGACUACGUUAGCAGGGUCACCCAUGUCGUCGACACUGAGCGACAGUGAUAAUCCAUUGCACACAACGGAUUUCGAUGCGAACACAAAUCCAUCAACACAACGAAGUCUGAGGCCACAUGGCUCCACCACCGUAGUGCCAGUGACAGUAUCGACCGUACCGACCAGCCACACUAGCUCCCCUGCUCCUCAGCAGCCGGACCUGCAUCCGAGCGUUCCGGCACCCCUGCACCAACAUCAACCGCCGGCAGCAACACAGUCACAGUCGGAAAAAGGGCCACCCCCAUUGUCAUCAGCUCAACAGCAGCGCCAUCGAACGAUCAACUCGAUGAAUCUUAAUCCGACGACACCGGCCAUGGUGGUCAAACCGGUCGACGAGCACCGGAAACUGCUCAAAAGCACCGGACCCAUACUGAACUACGUCUUCGAUUCGCAUCCACCGUACUACAAGUCCAACUACUACAACACCCGGUACGGUCCCCACUUUGAAACGGACAACGUAACCAACAUCACAGUGCAGAACGGUGAUGAUUUAUUUCUAAGCUGUAGGAUAAGUUUGCUACAAGAUAAAACGGUGUCUUGGGUCCGCCGGAAACACGGCGAAACAGACCUUCAACUGCUCACAGUGGGGAAGCAAACCUACUCCGGUGAUUCGAGGUACACGAUCGAGUUCCAGUAUCCGAACAACUGGCGGCUCAAGAUAGCGGCGGCCAACAAGAACGACGAGGGCGUCUACGAGUGCCAGAUAUCGACGCAUCCACCCAAAGUAAUAAUCUACUACCUACACGUGAAUGCGCCGGAGGUCCUGAUCGUGGACGAGGAGGGCGAACCGCUCUACGAUAAGUACUACGAGGUCGGUUCGACGAUAAAGCUGAUGUGCCGAAUACGGCACAUGUCGAUGCUGCGAUCCGCCGUCUACUGGAUCCACAACGAGAACAUCCUGAACCAUGACGUCCAGCGGGGCGGAAUCAGCGUCAAGACCAACCUCACCAACAUCGGUGCCAACUCGACGCUGUUCGUGGCCAAAGUGAACAAGCAGGACUCGGGCAGCUACACGUGUUCGAUCGGACCAAACCAGCACUACAGCGUCUCCGUACACGUCCUAAAUGGUACCGCCAAUCCGUACGGAAUCUAUCAGCGAUCGUGUGCCUUCUCAGCGCUGCUCAAAGCAGUCGAUUCGAAAUUCAUCCUGAAGCAACUGCUCUUCCUGAUGCUGCAGCAGCGCCUCGCCAGAUAACAUCAGCAGCAGCACCACCUUCUGCUCGGCGAAAUUCUCCUCGUAGCAACCCCGAUCCUGCUGCUGUUCCACGGAGGCGCAACGUCGCUGUUUGUGCUGUAAACUAGCUAAAAUAAUAUUGUAGUAUUUGUACAGAGAGAAGCAAAUAAGAUGCUAGCGAAAACAACUAAGCUAAGAAAUACACACUAUAAACCCCCUACGGAAGAGACGAAGAUUCCGCAACUCGUCCUCGUGGGUGACUAUUGUACAUUCAAAUUGGAAUGUGGGAGGACAAAAUGCGUAGUUGUACACCUGGGGGGCUGCAUAGAUAACGAGAUCCGAAUGGGGAGCAGGUUCGAACGAUAAGCAGACUUACGAACAACGGAUGGCAGAAACGUGGUCUGGUCUGCCUGUUUAAGCAGUCGGUGUGAUUUUCGCUCUGUUGAAGAUAAAAAGGUUUAUAUGAAGAGAGGAAAGAACUCGGAUCUAAUGUACCUACUUGACUUAGAAUGUAACUACCGGUGUGUAUCACAGCUUGAGUUUUUUAUUGUUGAAGUUUUCCGUUUAGUCAAAACAUGUUUCUAUAGGUUA
Molecule: messenger RNA, 4485 nt
Organism: Aedes albopictus (Asian tiger mosquito)
Lineage: Eukaryota; Metazoa; Arthropoda; Insecta; Diptera; Culicidae
Gene: dpr20
Exons: 8
Coding region: 2281-3915 (544 amino acids)
Biological process (GO): synapse organization
Cellular component (GO): neuron projection membrane
Source: RefSeq, a predicted model, not a curated record